Molecule: messenger RNA, 717 nt
Organism: Thermothielavioides terrestris NRRL 8126
Lineage: Eukaryota; Fungi; Ascomycota; Sordariomycetes; Sordariales; Chaetomiaceae
Exons: 1
Source: RefSeq, a predicted model, not a curated record
UUGACAGCCCUCCCGCCCGACCGAACCUUCGUCUCUGUUGCACACUUCGGAACCGGUGCAUGGGCAGUCACAGGAAAACUGACCGCUCGUGACCCUGAUGGCUGCGAGGAGUAUUACUUCCUCAAGAUCGCGUAUGGAGAAACUGGCCGGAUCAUGCUUGGCGGCGAGUACGAGUCGUCGAAGACGAUCUACCAGAUCAUGCCGGAUUUCAUCCCCAAACCGAUCGGCUACGGCAAGUAUUAUUCCUCCCGGGAAUGGGAUACCUACUUCUACCUCUCCGAGUUCAUUCAUGUGGACAUCGUGGUGCGCUCGCCAAACGCGGCCGAGUUCACCAGCCGCCUUGCGCAGAUGCACAAGCUGAGCAGGUCUCCGACGGGGAAAUUCGGGUUCCACGUACAGACCUGCGACGGGGACAGGGCACACGUCGUCGACUGGCAGGACAGCUGGGCCGUGUUCUUCAGGAACCUGUUCCUGGGCGUCUGUGAUCUUGACCUCAAGCGGAACGGGCCGUGGCCGGAGUACGAACUCGCCAUCAAACAGGUGGCAUACAAGGUCAUCCCCCGCCUCCUCGAGCCCCUGCAGGCAAACGGCCGAGAGCUUAAGCCGUGCAUCAUUCACGGCCACCUCUGGGACGGAAACGUGGGAAUCGACAGUGCCACGGGACAAAGCAUCCUCUUUGACGCGGGCUCGUACUUUGCCCACAACGAAAUGGAACUG